Dermatophagoides farinae (American house dust mite) is the source of this 1702-nucleotide messenger RNA. RefSeq lists its product as uncharacterized. Gene Ontology annotation, molecular function: GTPase activator activity. NCBI's taxonomy places the organism in Eukaryota, Metazoa, Arthropoda, Arachnida, Sarcoptiformes, Pyroglyphidae. Gene Ontology annotation, cellular component: cleavage furrow; midbody; nucleus. Gene Ontology annotation, biological process: mitotic cytokinesis; mitotic spindle midzone assembly; Rho protein signal transduction. The record is from RefSeq and is a predicted model, not a curated record.
AAAUGUGGUGAGCUUCGAAACAAAUUAAUGAUGUUGACCACAAAUCCCGUUGCCAACAUGUACGGUACUUACCAGAGACGCCGUUGUUCUUUUGUGCCGUGGUUGGUCGGCCAAUUUAACGACAUAAUCGAAUGGAAAACUCAGGUUGCUCAGAACGACCUAGAAUAUCAGGCUCAACGAGCAAACAAUUCCAGCAACUACCAACGCCGUUACUCAAAUACAAGCGAAUCUUUCGCACAAUCUGGCCUGCAGCGGUCAGCCACCGACAGUUCCAUUAAUCGCUGCUUUCAAUAUCAAUCAUCAUCUGAUUUAAAUUGUCAUCUAAAUGAAAAACAGCAACGUCCUCUAUCACCGUCGAAAAAGAGACGAGUGAUUAAAUUACGAUUACGAAAAGGCCAAGAUGAUCUGGAUCAUAAAUUGAGCCAACUACGUCAUGAAACUAUCGAAAAUCGAAUUGAUGAGUCCAACGAUGAAAAUGUUGAUGAAGUAUCAUCAUCGAACAUCACUAUUGUUGAACCAGUUGAGAUAACAUCAGCUCAGAUUGAUUCAAUCGAAACUGUCCUUGUCGAACAUAUGGUUUCCAUCGCUAUCGACAAUAAAGAAGAAAUUAAGCCAUACGAAAACAAUGACCAAUUGAUUACCGACAUUCAAGAGGUUGAACGGCCAAUAAGUCCGAAGCCAACUAUAGAUGAAAACAACAAUGCAAUGCUAGAGAUGGAUAAGCCAUCCGAACCAGAAAAAGUCAAGCAAUCGAUGAAUUCAUAUAAUGUGCUGUUGGAGAAGCUGGCCAGCUCGUAUCGACAUCAUUUCCAGAUGAAAACUGUUUUUAAACAGAAUGCUGGUAUAGAAAAACCAAUGGGAAAACAAACUUCAAUCAGCAGACAUUGUUUCUGUGGUAAAGAAUUUAACUUUUCAGACAAAUAUUUACAAUGUUUCAACUGUUUGACUGGGUGUCAUACAAACUGUGGUCAAAUAGUGCCUAGGCCAUGUAUUAGAUAUGUGGAUCCUUUUAUAAGACCCAGUAAGACGAUAGCUAAUUACAUAUUUCCUCGUUCAAAGCCUUUAAUACCGGCCUUAUUAGUUCAUCUAUGCGGGCAAAUCGAACGAGAAUGUCAAAAAGAUGAUUGCUCAAGUGGUAAAUUGUCUAGUUUCGAGCUAUACUACAUUCAUAGUGAGAUGCUCAAACCGGUCAAAGAUCAAUGCAAACGACUGCUUCAAGAUGCAAAACAUGGCUUCCCUCGGCUUGAUGAAUGUAACUUGGAUCAUUUAUGCGGUAUGGUCAAAUACUUCCUGGGUGAAAUGAUAGAACCACUUUUUCCAAAACAGCUAUGGAAAGAUUAUUCACCUCUAAUUCACAAAAAAAGUGACCAGGAACUUCGAGAAAAACUGUUAGAAUCACUUAAACAAUUCAACGCGGCUAAUCUACAUAGCCUAUGCUUCAUUCUGGUUCAUCUUAAACACCUGAUUCGUUGUGGCUUUCAAAAUGGUGACAUAUUGACUGAUAUAUUUUGUCCGAUAUUGAUGGGCGAACUUGAAUACAAACGCAAACUACGCUUAAUGAAGCUCAUGUUCGAUCUAGAAGAGAAAAUUCUUGUUUCUUUUGCUCAAUUAUAACUUAACAUCCCAUUUAUUAUAACCAAACGUAAAAAAAGUCAUUAACUAACACUAAAGUAUCCAUAGAAAUGGCAUUAAAUAUGAUUCC